This is a messenger RNA of Pristis pectinata (smalltooth sawfish), 10371 nucleotides long. It is a transcript of the gene crim1, whose product is annotated as cysteine rich transmembrane BMP regulator 1 (chordin-like). Bases 550 to 3648 code for a protein of 1032 amino acids. Gene Ontology annotation, cellular component: extracellular region. Gene Ontology annotation, molecular function: serine-type endopeptidase inhibitor activity; protein binding. The transcript is spliced from 17 exons. The record is from RefSeq and is a predicted model, not a curated record. Lineage: Eukaryota; Metazoa; Chordata; Chondrichthyes; Rhinopristiformes; Pristidae.
AGUUCUGAGGCGUGCGGUCGGCUCCACGUUCGUAUGACAGGCAGCCCAGGCGCUGUUCGCUAGACCGCUCGUCCCAGCCUCAAAGAGGGCGGGGAGGGGGGGGGGGGGAAGGAACCCUGUUCAUCUUCAGCAGAAGAAUCGUUUGCAUCUAUAGGGGGGGGGGGGGAAGAAAAAAGCAAAGUCAAUUUUGGAACAGGAAUAGAGAGGGGGGGAAAAACUGCAGAAGUUUAAGAGGCAAUAGUGGCCGAGCGAGAACGAAGAACAUCACAAACCGGCUUAACUUUGCUGGUCUCUAACCAGGAAGAAACUUUUUUUUUCUUUUGGAGGGGUUGGGGGGGGGGGGGAUCUCGUUUCUUUUCCGCACAGUGCUGUCUAAUAUCCCAGGGCUCGCCUUUGCAUGUGAGUUGUUUCACCGCCAACGUCCAGUUACAAGAGUUUUUCUUUAAAACUUUGGCUGUGAUUUUUUGUUUUUGGGGAGGGGAAAGACUUUUUUUAGGACACAGUUUUUUUAAAAAAAAUAAUUUGCUUUAACGCUGAAAAGUGGUGGAAAUGGCCCCUUCUUGGAUGUACCUGGCUGUGAGGUUUUUGGGAGUUCUGCACCUUAUUAACUUAUUGGCUCAGAGUGGUCGUGCGCUGGUGUGCUUGCCCUGCGAUGGAUCCAAAUGCGAGGAGCCGAAGAAUUGCUCGGGGAGUAUACUGAUGGGGUUCUGUGGCUGCUGCGCGACUUGCGCUAAGCAGCAGAACGAGACUUGCGGCGGUGUCUACGGACUGUACGGCACUUGCGAUCUCGGGCUCCAGUGCGUUAUCAAACCUCCUUUCAGCGGCGGCUCCAUCACUGGCUACGAAGUUGGGAUUUGCCAAGAUGAGAACUGGGAGGACGACCAGCUUCUUGGAGUCGAGCCCUGCAAUAAAAACCUAGCAACAGGCUGCAAUAUUAUCAAUGGGAAGUGCGAGUGCGAUACCAUUCGGACCUGUAGCAAUCCUUUUGGCUUUCCCGAUCGGGAAAGCUGCCUCUUGGCUCUAAAGCGGAUUGAAGAAGAGAAGCCAGAUUGCUCAAAGGCCAGGUGUGAGGUCCAGUUCUCCCCUCGCUGCCCCGAAGACUCCAUCCUGAUCGAAGGCUAUGCCCCACCCGGCGAGUGCUGUCCGCUGCCAAGUCGCUGCAUGUGUAAUCCAGCUGACUGCUUGAGGAAGGUGUGCCAGCCCGGGUACCAGAGCAUCCUAGUGUCCAAGGCUUCAGGAAAGCCAGGGGAAUGCUGCGACCUUUAUGAAUGCAAGAAAGUCUACAAUGUGGACUGCAGCACGGUGGAGUGCCCCGCCAGUCAGCAGAUCGACUGCCCUCCCGACAGCCACGAGACUCCGACCCGAUUGACCGCAGACGGCUGCUGCACCCUCCCGAUACGGUGUGAGUGUUUGCUGGGAAUUUGCCGCGUCCCAAAGUGCGAGGCUGGCACGGUGCCUCGGGUCAUCUCUCCCGGGGAUGGCAUGCCCGGCAAUUGCUGCGAUCGGUUCGAGUGCAUCAACGAGACAAAGCCCACCUGCAUAUUCAACGGCGUGGAAUAUUACGACGGGAACAUGUUCCGGAUGGAUGCCUGCCGCUUCUGCAGGUGCCAAGGGGGUGUCUCCAUUUGCUUCUCAGCCCAGUGUGGUGAGCUGCACUGUGACAGGUACUACGUGCCGGAAGGAGAGUGCUGCCCAGUCUGUGAAGAUCCGAUUUACCCGAUCCACAACCCUGCCGGCUGUUACGCCAACGGACAGAUCCGCGCACAUGGCGACCGCUGGCGAGAGGACGACUGCACCUUCUGCCAGUGCGUUAACGGCGAGCCCCACUGCAUGGCCACGGCCUGUGGACAGAGCUGCCUGAACCCAGUGAAGAUCCCCGGAGAGUGCUGCCCAGUCUGUGAAGAGCCGACCUAUAUCACCAUUGGGCCGCCAGUGUGUGAGCUGCUGAUUAACUGCACCCUGACAGAGAGGGACUGCAUCUAUGGCUUCAAGCUGGACAACAGUGGAUGCCGCAAGUGCCAAUGUAAAACAAGAGAGGAGCUUUGUACAGGCCUGAUCUCAGGCUGUGGUUUGGACUGUCCCUUUGGCCUGCAGACUGAUGUACACGGCUGUGAAAUUUGCCAGUGCCGGGCACGGCCAAAGAGAUGCAAGCCUGUUGUGUGUGACAAGUACUGUCCAUUUGGAUACAUGAAGAACAAACAUGGUUGUGAUAUCUGUCGAUGCAAGAAAUGCCCUGAGCGUCCAUGUGACAAGUAUUGUCCAAUGGGGUUCGAGCAGGACGUAUAUGGCUGCCUUAUCUGCAAGUGCAGAGAUGUCCCCACCACCAUGGUGCCGCCGGUGAAAGCCAGCUCCUGCCUGUCCAUGGACGGCCGCCGGCACGAGAGCGGCGAAAGUUGGCACGACGGCUGCCGGGAGUGUUACUGCAACAGUGGGCGUGAGAUGUGUGCGCUCAUCACCUGUUCCGUGCCCAACUGCGGGAACCCUGCCAUUCGCCCAGGACAGUGCUGCCCGACAUGUCCAGAGGACCUAGGGCUUUGGAAGCCAGAGCAAAGUGACUCGUCGAUCUGCCACGCUCCCGGCGGAGAGUAUUACGUGGAAGGCGAGACCUGGAACAUCGACUCGUGCACCCAGUGCACGUGCCACAGUGGCCGGGUGCUGUGCGACACGGAAGUCUGCCCUCCCAUCCUCUGCCAGAACCCCACCAGGACUCUGGAUUCCUGCUGCCCGCAGUGCCCAGACGAGCCCCUUCAGCCUGUGACGCCCAGCAACAGGAGCAGACCCGGCUACUGCAAGAACGACGAGGGCGACAUCUUCCUGGAGGCCGAGUCCUGGAAGCCGAACGUGUGCAGCAGCUGUAUCUGCAUGGAAGGCAUCAUCAGCUGCUACCCCGAGUCCUGCCCGGCUGUCACCUGCCCCCGGCCUGUGCUGCGGAAGGGCCAGUGCUGCCCCUACUGCAUCGAGGAGACCAUCCCGAGCAAAGUGGUGUGUCACUUCAAUGAGAAGACCUACUCGGAUGAGGAGCGAUGGGACAUCGAUAGCUGCACCCACUGUUACUGCCUCCAGGGCCAGACCCUUUGCUCGACGGUCAGCUGCCCACCCCUCCCCUGCCUGGAGCCGGUCUACAUGGAGGGCAGCUGCUGCCCCGUGUGUCCAGACUUGUACCUGCCAGAACCGACCAACAUUCCCAUUGAAAAGUUCGACCAGAGAGGAGAGAUUGAGGUGGAAGCACCUUUCUGGCCGACUCCCAGUGGGAACGAAAUUCCUGCUCACCUCCGGGACGACGAGAACCUCCGUGUGAACGCCAUCGGUGGAGACUACCCGCGGUACAAUGAAGACUCUGCCAUGCACUCGGUGGCGUGGGUAGCAGUGCCUGUUAUGAUUGCCCUCAUUCUCGUCAUCGCUCUUCUGCUGGUCAACCAGAAGAAGCAGUGGAUCCCCGUACCCUGUUACAGAGCUCCUACAAAGCCCUCGUGUCUGAACAACCAGUUGGUGUACGUGGACUGUAAGAAAGGAACCAUGGUUCAAGUAGAUAGUUCCCAGAGGAUGCUGAGAAUGGCAGACCCGGAUUCCAGACACAGUGGUUUUUACAGCAUGCCAAACACAAAGCAAAACAACUUGCAGGCGGACAGCUUCUAUCAGACGGUGUGAGGCACCUCUCUAAACAGAAAGACUUUUUUCUUUACCCGCUACAAAAAAAAACACAAAAAAAAUUUACAAAAAAAAACAGCUACAAUUGUGCACUUGCUUAAUGGACUGUAUUGGGUUUGUGAAUUCAUGUACAACUCUGAGACAUGAACAGGACGGGCUCCAUUUCGCUCCAGCGGUGUGCCAGAGAGAGAAAGAAAGAAUCAUUCCCGCUUUUCCUUGUGAUAUUUGACCAAGUGUUUCCUCGAACACUUUAGCACCAAAGUUGCAGUUGCUAUGGUUUUUCUGCAUGUAAUAUACAGCUGUAGAGAGGUGAAGGACAUUGUGUGGAAAGAAAACCCUUUCUGAUUGACUACCAAACAGCAACUUUCCAAGCUUGUGGACUCUUUUAAGUUUCCUCGCUCUCUGUACCUGUUAUUGACAAUGCCUAACCCACUGAAACUAGAGAGAAAGAGCCCUUGACAUGAAUGUCCUAGAGUAUGCCACAAGUACAAACUAUAUAAAAGAAUCAACAUGGUCCCAUGCCUGCCAUAGGGACAAUGUUUUCUGUACACAUGGAAACUUAAGAUAAUAAGUUUUUUUUUAAUUAUUGUUUAUAAGAGCAUGGCAGAUGUUGAGGGUGGGUCAACUGAGUCAUAUUAAAGUGUACUGUGUGCUGCUUUUCGAUGGCCAGUUGGUUGGCAAGGACAGCGUGAGGCUGCGGCCUAAACAUCCUUUUUUUUUGUUUUGUAUGAUAUUAGCACUGGAUCGUGUAAAGAUACUACCAGAGAUGAGGACAACCACAACAAGCUUUUCCCAUGAAGCUUCCAGCCUCUCUGGUGGCUUCCUAAGAGUUUCUGAGGGUGAACAUAGAAGACGUUUUGUUGGACAGAGCUCCUGCUCGAUAUUGAAAGAGGAAAGAGACUAGGUUUUUGUACUUACUGGUAUGCAGAUUAGAGACUGCUUCCGUGGUAGGAAGCUUCGUAAUUAUAUAUUACUCAAGCACCUUUUUUGAAACUGAGAAAAAGGAAAUUAUGCUUUGUGAAACAUUUGCAUUAUAGGAAUAUUUAUGUUAAUAUAUAUUAUGCUAAAACAAAAGUAUUUGUACAUAUAUAUAAUUUUCUAUGUUUUCCUGUUUAAUGUAUUUAUAUCCUAGAGAGAUUUUAUCCAGUUUUAAAAAAAAAAUUAGCUUAACAGGCAUUCCAUUUUAGUGCUUGGUGGCUCACAGGACUCGUGGAAGGAAAGAGCAUCUCAUUUUGCCUAAGAUUUUGUGCCUUUUUGCUGAUGCCUCAGCAUUAUUCUCACUAUUUCUGAGUUCAGCCUACAAAGGGCUUUAAAGAUCGCACAAUGGGUCUCGCAGUUAUCCAUAAUACAGUACCAAUGCUUGCCAGUCUUGAUUAUUCUUCUCUCUUUUUCUUUUGUCCAGCCGUUGCAGCGUAGAUAAACUUAUGCAGCCUGUUGUGUCCGUCUGUUGUCUGAUCCCUGUUGCAAAUUAACAUCGGGGAUAUAAUGCACUGGGCAAUUCCCAUUAUAAACUGUGUGCUUUACAUUUGCUUCUGCUUUUUGUUUUCCCCUGCGGAAGUUUGUCAAAAAGUCUCCAUCUUCCAGAUCCUCCUGAGAAGCUCCAGACUCUUUUGUCUUCAUCAAAAGAAAAUGUCCUGUUGGCUCAAUGAAGGACUGCGCAUCCUGGAGGGACAGUCAGUCCACAGAACAAGAAGGUUGUUGAUUCAGUACCCAGGUCAUACUUGAGCUGGUCCCUCUUGUAUAGAGUAGUUGGAGGGACUGUACAAUUGGGCACGUGGUCCAUGAGUUGGGGGAUUGCAGGGGUUGGGGUGCUGAACAGGUUUUGGGGAUUCAUCAAACCAGGCUUCCUGCCUCUGAACAAUGUCCUUACUGGGCAGUGGCUGUGGGGGGCCAGGGUCUGCCCCAAUGGUGCCUUUCCAGGCUCAUUUUCCAAGCACGUGUGAAGAAUGGCCAUUCUGUGCAGGCACCAGAAGCAAACAUUAGUCACGGACCACUGACCCACCUCCCCUGGAGUCAAGGCAUUGGGGUGGGGAAAGGUGGGAAGAAAACGGCAACAAUGACAAAUUGUCCAAGGUUGUAAGAUCAGCACUGAGUGAGUGCUAAUUUCCUGCUCCCUGCUCUAAGUUUGCAGCCCUCCCUAAUUCCCUCAUUCCAUAUAUAUGCACCAAUUUAUCUUCAUGGCAUCCUCCUUUCACUUGCCAUCUCCAAUCACAAUGCCAUGACCUUUUCCAACUCUAUUUCCUUUGAUCCAUCCUGGUAAAGCUCUUGCCCCAGCACCCAGCCACCUAGCCUUUGCUCCUCCAUUCUCCACCAUACAGUCCAACAGAUGCCUCUGCAGCUUUUGAUUGGUUCACUUACUCCCUAAGUUCUCACAAGAACACAAGGAAAUAGGAGCAGGAGUGGGCUACCACACCCCUCAAGCCUGCACCACCAUUCAAUAUAUCAUGGCUGAUCUAUGCUGGCCUUAACUCCUGUGCCAGUUCCCCAUAACCCUCAAUUCCUUGAUUUUUCAAAUACUUAUCUGUCUCCACCUUAAGUAUAUCCAAUGAUCCGGCCUCCACCACCCUCGGAGGCAGAGAAUUCCAGAGAUUAACUACCCUCUAAGAGAAGAAAUUUCUAUGCACCCUUGCUUUACAUGACUGCCCCUUACAUUGUAGCUAUUUCCCUUUGUGACUCUCCUACUAGUAAAAAUAUCUCAAAUCUAACCUUUCAAUCCCCCUGAGGAUCUUAUAUGUUUGAAUAAGAUCACCCCUCAUUCUUCUAAACUCCAAGGAAUACAAACCCAAACUGUCCGCCCUCUCUUGAUAGGACAACCCUUUCAUCCCAGGAAUCAGUCUGGUGAAUGGACUGUCUCCAAUGCUACUACGUCCUGUUUUAGUUAAGGGGACCAAAAGUGUGCACCGUAUUCCAGGUGUGGCCUCACCAACACCCUGUGCAACUGCAACGAAACCUCCCUAUUCUUAAACUCCAACCCUUCACAAUACACAUCAUGCCAUUUGCCUUCACAACUACUUGUUGGACCUUUGGAAGAUCCCUCUCAACUUGACUCAUUUGCAGUCUCUCUGUUUACGUAAUAAUCAGCCUUUUAAUUCCUCUUACUGAAGUGCAUGACCUCACAUAUUAAGCUCCAUUUGCCAGGUUUUCACUCAAUCUACCUGUAUCCCGCAGAAUCACAAUAUCCUCAUCACAAUAUGCCAUUUCGCCUAUUUUCGUAUCAUUGGCAAACUUGGAAACCUUACAUUUCAUUUCCUGCUCCAGGUUAUUAAUGAAAAUAACAAACAAUUGGAUGCCAAGAACCAACCCCUGGGGUACUCCACUGGUUACAUCCCUCCAGCCUGACAAGGACCCAUUUAUUCCAACUCUCCAGCCAGUUUUUGAUCCAUGCUAACACAUUUCCUCCAAUACCUUGGGCUCUUAAUUUAUGCUCCAGCGUCUUAUGUGGUAAUUUGUCAAAUGCCUUUUGGAAAUCUAAAUACACAGGUUCCCCUCUAUAAGCUCUCCCUGUCACACCCUCAAAGAAUUUGAGUAAACUUGUCAAACAUGAUUUACCUUUCAGAAAACCACGUUGACUAGAUUUGAUUAUAUUCAGCUUUCCUAAGUGAUUAGUUAUUUCCUCUUUGAUUCUGGACUCUAGCAUCUUGGCAACAACAGAUGUUAAACUAACUGGCCUGUCGUUCCCCACCUUCUAUCUUCCUCCCCUUUUGAACAAGGAAAUCGUAUUGGCUUUUUUCCAGUACUCUGGUACACACUCGGAAUUUAGUGUUUUUAAAAAUUUCAGCUAAUGGGCCCUCUGUCUCUGCAGCCACUUCCUUUAAGACCCUUGGGUGCAAACCACCAAGUCCCAGUGAUUUGUCUACCUUUAGCCAGUGAGUUUCGCUAAUACUUUAUCCCUUGUGAUGGGGAUUUUCCUCCCUGUUACUUUAAACUAUCCCAUCUGUUAUCUUAGGGAUAUUUGCAGUAUCCAACAUGGUGAAGACUGACGCAAAAAAUUGAUUUAACGUACUUGCCAUUUCUUUGCUUCCUGAAAUUAAUACACCAGCCUUGUUCUCUGGAGGUCCCUUACCGAUACUAGCUACCUUUUUCCUAUUUAUAUAUCUAUAGAAAAUCUUACUGUUUGUUUGUUUUGAUAUUACAUGCAAGUUUUCCUCCAAAAUCAAUUUUCUCCCUUCUAAUGAGCUUUUUCGUUUUUCGCCACUGGAUCCUAAAACAUCUCAGUCGUCUGGCCUACCACCAGCCCUUACCAUUUUGUAUGCCCUACUUUUCAAUUUAACCUUAUCCUUGACCUGGUAAUGUCACAGAUUGUGUCCCUUUCUCACGCAGUUCCUCUUUCUUAUUGGGAUAAAUUCCUGCUGAGUGUUGUGGACCAACUGUUUGAAUAUCUGCCUCUGUUCACCUACUGAUCUGCCUCAUAGUUUAAUUUCCCAUACCACCUUAGACAACUCCACUCCCAUAACAUUAUAUUUACCCUUAUUUACAUUGAUGACAGUGGUUUUGAUCCAGUGGUGUACACCUCAAGCUGCAUCUGAAUUCUGUCAGAUUGUGGUCACUACCUCCUCAAGGAUCUUUAAUCACAAGAACUCUUGUUAAUCCUUCCUCAUUACUCAUGACCAAAUCUAAAAUACCUUGAUGACUUCAUCCUCCCUUUGAUGUCCCUGGUAAAUCUUUGCAACCUGCACAUUCCCCAGUGCACAUCCCCCACCAAUACACCCUCAAUUCCAAAAUAUGCCUGGCAAGUUUGAUCAGCUGAUCUGAUUGAAUCAGGUGAAGUGUUGUCCUGCCCUACCAAACUUCAGGAUCACCUUGAAGACCAAAAAUAGCUGCCCCAUCCCUGUAUUCUUUUCACCAGUUAACCGUCUCCUCCCCCUUUCAUCUCCAACAGCAUAUACAAGGCAAUGGACUUCCUUUGUCAAUAAGAUCAGGGCUAUCACUUCAGUUGAGUCUUUUGACUGACCCUCCUACUCUUCUUCAUUGCUUUCCCUUACUCAUCAUCCCAAGGUAACCCCUAAACUCACACUUUCUUCUAGUUCCCUGUCUUUUCAUGCAUGCUCCUAACUUGUCAGUGGAGCCCAGCUCCUGCACUCUCUCGACUUUUGCUUUCCCACACAGAUCCCGUGUGAACAUGUUAAAAGGUUCCCUCUCAUCAGGUUUUCUUCCCCUCCCUUUUGCAACUGACGUAAACAUCCAAUUCAAAACAGAGACCCACUUGUCUCCUGUAGCUUAGCACACGAACCCAUCUCCAUCUUCUUCCAAAUUCUUGAUGGAGUUGUCGCCUCCCAGUUCCCACGUUUUAGUCUCCCGAAUCAGGUCUUGUUAGCCAUUUACACACCUGUCUGCUCUUCUCCCAAGCAGUUGGAGGCCCUGUCCUACCACUCGGUCCCCAAACAUAAGAAUUGCAUCCCUAUAUGUCUCCACCUCUUUCCCCUCCUUAAAGCCGAUCUCUCUGACCAAUCUUUAGCUCACCUUCCUUUGGCGCAGUGUCAGUUGUUGUCAGUGCCAAGGGACCUCAUCGCUCUAGGGAUGGAUGUUGUAGUUGGUAGGUGGGGCUGGUGGUAGAGGUGGGAUUCUCUCCCAUGCAGUUUGUAUUAUGGGUAAUUGUGAAAAACUCGGGAUGACAUCGAAGGCAUCGCAAACACAGAAUGUCUGGAGAGCUGGAGGGAGAGACGAGAACAAAGAUGAUAUGCUUCCUGUUGCCGAAGAGUUACUAACAAAAGAACUACUGGAAUGCUGGCAUUGAUAAGCUGGACUUUUUCUUUGUAGUAAGCCUCUUAGUGGUUAUAACUUACUAAAUAUAUUAAAAAAAUUGACAGGUCUUGGCACUUUUGUACUAAUUACCCCUUUUUUGUGUAAUAACCUUUUUAAAGUGCUUUCACGAGGGAAUCCAUUACCCAUUUUGCUUUAAUGUGAAAACAUUUGUACUUUUGUUUCGUAGCGGAAUUCCCAAGUAUUGUUGUAGAUACUUGGGCUCAGAGCUUGUUAAACUUUAGGCUGAAAGAAAAUCUAAUUUAUUGUUUGCCCUAAUUUAUUAAUCUGGAGAUUAAUGAAAAGUUAGAACAUUGCAAGUUGUACGUUUUUUUUUGCGUUAUUUGUACGGGAGGAAAAGAAAGGUGAUCUGGUUUAACUAAGGGUCGAGAUUUUCCUAUCUAUGUGGCUUUUUUGUUUCUUUUCAUUUUUCCCACAGAGUUACUUACUGAGACCUUUCUUAGCCGCUGUCUCUUGCUCACCUCCUCCCAUCCCUACCCUUCCCAGUCCUUUGUGUACAGGAAUUGGGUGGUUCUGUCUGGCUCAAAAGAGAUAUAUUCUGUCAAGACUGAUUGCUCUAUGCUUUCCCAACCAAAAGACUUAAGUUGAAAAGUGUUUUUUUAAACAGGUAUCGUUCACUGCUUGUUUUUAUUUUGUGAUUGUGGUUGUAUUCCAGUGAGAAAAAAAGAACAGAGAGGAUACAGGACAAGAUGCUUUUUUAAAAAAAAAUGAGAAGGGGAAAAGCACGAAAGCUGUCCACUACGUCCUGUAUCUGACAUUCUUGUACUUUGGUUACCGUUGUGCUAAUGUAAAAUAAUGCAAAAUAUUUCUAAAAUAGAUGCGUAUGUGGCACUUGGAGUGCACUGCAGUUCUGCAGUUUGCUUGUUUACUUUUUUUUUAAAAUGUAAGGCAUUUUUUUUCGUGUACAUUUGCUCUUGACAGCACAAUAAACAAUGUUAAACCCCAUGCUUCUGUGUACAGUCA